Molecule: messenger RNA, 426 nt
Organism: Rotaria sp. Silwood2
Lineage: Eukaryota; Metazoa; Rotifera; Eurotatoria; Philodinida; Philodinidae
Source: the annotation of a GenBank genome assembly
AUGGAUAAUUUCACGCCUGAUACUGCUGGUGGUACUGCAUUUAAUGAUUAUAUCGUGUCGACUUAUAUUGAUUAUAGUUCUGCUCGUUUUAUAUGUGAUCUAUGGAAUGUUCAUUCCGAAAUUGUUGAACGUUUUCCACGUACCAAUAAUCAUGUUGAAGCAUUCAAUAAAAGAAUGAAUUCGAUUUUCCCAACUCAUCCUCAUAUUUUCAAUUUCAUACAAUGUUUACGUCAAGAGCACGAAUUUCAACACCAUCGUGCAGAAGAAUCAUUGUUCAAUGUACGCAAACGUAAAAAGAUAAAUGAAAAUAUUGAUUCAAUGCUUCUAUUUAAUCUUCAACAAUAUACUGAUGGUGAUCUUACUGCUACAGAACUUGCUAUCAAGUGUGGAGAAUAUGUAAAAAUAAAUUAUACUAUUAAGAAAUGA